UGCAGGGAGGCAACAUAGAGCUGCUCUGCUCCGGGUCCAGGAAGGGGCUGGGGGAAGGAUAGAGAGAGGAGAGAGACAGAAAGGGAGAAGAGAUGGACUGGAUGGAAUUUACAGUGGCAGCAGUAAAACGUUGUGGUGAAAUUCUCUGAGUUAUGAAACAAGGAAAGAGGUACAUGGAACAGCAUCUUCAGAGCCCCACAACUGGAGGAAAGCAGGAACAAAACACUAUGAACCAUUGUUGAUAAUGAGAGGGUGGAGCUGAGGUAAGAAAAAUGACUGUAACGUAAUGAACACUGUGAGUAGGAAGACAGUCGUGUUCCAGAAGGAUUACAGAAAGCAACUACCGAUGCUUUAGAGUGAUGACAGAAGCAGACUUUGAUCUUUAUUAUUAAUGUGGAUGAGAUUUCCCUGAGGAAUUAAGUAGAAGAUAUAUACAGUUCAUACAGAGAGAGAGAGAGAGAGAGAGAGAGAAUGGCAGAUCUCACACCAACACAAAUCAGCUGGCAUCCUAAAGCCAACACUAGCGCACACCAUACUGACAGAUAUACCCAUGCAGAGCUGAUUGUGAGGAGAGGGCAAGGCUUCAUCAUCACCCUGUGGUUCAACAGGCCAUGGCAGACGGGGGACAACUUAGCAUUCGUCACAGAAAUAGGGCCAGCCCCUUCAGAGGCACAUCACACCAAGGCCAUCUUUAACCUCUCUGAGGCGGGGGCUAGUGGCUGGACUGCAGUUCAAGGACCCAGUGAGUCCAGCUACAUGAAUUUCUCAAUAUCCAGCCCAGCUAAUGCAGUCAUUGGACGUUACAAACUGAGCCUCCAGAUCACCUCUGGCAACAAGGUCUCCUCCAAGUUCCUGGGGCACUUUGUACUGCUCUUUAACCCUUGGUGUUCAGGUGAUGAUGUCCACAUAGCUAACGAAGAUGCAAGACAGGAAUAUGUUCUGGAUGAAAAUGGAAUCAUCUUUAUCGGAAAUGCCAACUAUAUUGAAGCUAGAGGAUGGUACUACGGGCAGUUCCAAGAUGAUAUUCUAAAUAUCUGCCUUACUAUGCUGGAUCUGAGCCUGUACUGUCGUCAGGACCCAGUCACUGAUAUGUUCCGCAGAGGAGAUCCUAAAUAUGUGGGGCGGGUGAUCAGUUCAAUGAUCAACGGGAAUGAUAAUGAUAACGGGGUGCUGGAGGGAAGCUGGAAUGACAGUUUUGCUGAGCAUGAAAACCCAUCCAGAUGGAAUGGUAGUAUGGUGAUCCUCAAGAAGUGGUAUCAAGAGAAUUACAAGCCUGUCCAGUAUGGCCAGUGCUGGGUUUUUGCAGGCGUGAUGUGCACAGUCAUGAGAUGUUUGGGGAUUCCAACUCGUUUGAUUUCAAACUUUAAUUCUGCCCAUGAUGCGGAUGGAAACCUGAGUAUUGAUAAAUACUAUGACAGUGCUGGAAAGAGCCUUAACAUCAGCAGAGACUCCUCAUGGGAUUAUCAUGUCUGGAACGAAGCUUGGUUCAGUCGAAGAGACUUGGGAACACCAUACAGUGGAUGGCAGGUUCUAGAUUCAACUCCACAAGAGCAAAGCAAAGGGAUAUUUCAGUGUGGUCCUGCUUCCGUCAGAGCCAUCAAAGAAGGUGAUGUAGACUUGGACUAUGACACUCUAUUUGUGUUUACGGAGGUGAAUGCUGACUGCAACCAGUGGAUAGUCUACAAAGAUGGAACCAGGAAAAAAGUGUAUUGUGACACUGAGAGAAUUGGCAAAGCCAUCAGCACCAAAGCUGUGGGCAGCAAUUCCCGUGUGGAUGUCACUAACAAUUAUAAAUAUCCAGAAGGCUCUCACAAGGAAAGAGAAGUGUAUAAAAAGGCCUGUGCCAAGGCACGUGGAUCAAACCUCACAGAAAGGCUCUCAGAAGCUCCUAAUGAGGGAUCAUCAGAAACAGUUAGAAAACCUGAAGUCUCUGGAGUAUUCAAGCUAGUUGAACCCCCUGUGUUUGGCAAAGAUAUCAACCUAAUCUUAAUUCUCACCAACCUGUCCUCUGAAUAUAAACCUGUAAAGGUGAACCUGAGUGCAUCAACCAUCCUGUACACAAGGAGAGCGGUGGCAGAGAUCUUGCAGGCAGCCACAUCUGUUGAUCUUGGUUCUAAAGAAGAGAAACAGAUUCAGUUAAAGAUCUCUUAUGCCCAGUAUGAAAAGUCCCUGACUGAUGAUAAAAAGAUCUUAGUGACUGCCUUGUGUGAAGUCAUGCACACACAGGAGGCAAAGAUGUUGGUGGAGAAGACCAUCACUUUAGAGACUCCAACCAUCUUCAUCAAGAUUCCUGCACAGGUUGUGGUGAACAAGCCUGUUACUGUAGAGAUCUCGUAUGCCAAUCCUCUCCCGGAGCCAGUGAAGGACUGUGUGGUGCUGGUGAAACUGAUGAAUCAAGAGAUCAAAAUAGAUGUGGCAGCACUGGCACCCAGGGAGCGAUCACAGAUUUACUUUGAAUUCACACCCCACAGAAGCGGUGUGAUGCAGCUGCAGGUGGACUUCUCUUGUGACAAGUUUGCCUAUGUUAAGGGCUUUGAGACCAUCAAUGUGGCCCUCGGUCAGUGAUUCAGUUGCGAUAGCUGUAAUGUCUCUGAUCACUGAGCCAAUCCCCUAUUUCUGCACUAGAAUUAAAAAGCAUUUUUCCCUGCACAAUGAUAGUUAUGACUGUAAAUUAGUACAUUUUCAUUCUGAAUGUCCCAGG
This is a messenger RNA of Mauremys mutica (yellowpond turtle), 2701 nucleotides long. Its product is annotated as protein-glutamine gamma-glutamyltransferase 6-like. The coding region runs from base 472 to 2565 and encodes 697 amino acids. The record is from RefSeq and is a predicted model, not a curated record. The transcript is spliced from 15 exons. Gene Ontology annotation, molecular function: protein-glutamine gamma-glutamyltransferase activity. Gene Ontology annotation, biological process: peptide cross-linking. NCBI's taxonomy places the organism in Eukaryota, Metazoa, Chordata, Testudines, Geoemydidae.